CGUAGAUGUAAUAUGCGGCGAAAGUAGAUAAAAGGAUCGCAUCCUUUAUUCUUUCGUCAAAAUUUUGCAGAACUUCUUCCUACGAUUCCUCCAUCCACUUUCUCUUUCUAUUUUAUCAGUAUAAAUAAAUAUCGUCUUAGCUGAUUUCCAAUCCGUUCUUCUGGAUGUUGUUUGGCUCAUACAUUCACGCGCAGAAGAUCUAUCGAUAGAAUAAAAAAUAUUGGAAGCACAAAAUGGAUUCUAUUUCCCCUGAGCUGCAAUUGGAUUGCAGGACCCCUUCCGUUCUUCCGACGAUCACUAAGUUUCUCGGUGAAAUCUCAAUGAUCGGUAACCUUUCAGAGAGACUAAUGAAAAUUAACGACCGCGUCUGGAGGCUUGAAGAGGAGAUGCGGAAGAUCGAUGCCUUCAAGCGCGAGUUACCCCUUUGCAUGCUUCUUCUGAAUGACGUGAUUGUAUUUCUCAAAGAGGAAUCGAUGAAGUGUAGAAAGUCACUGAUUGGACCUGUUUAUGAAGAAUUUCUUCCCGUGAAGAAGAGUUCUGGGAAUGGUGAUGAUGUAGAUGGUGAUAACAGAGUUGAGGCUAGUAAAGAAAAUGACAGUAAAGAAAAGGUAAAAUGGACAAGCUCGUUUAAGCUCUGGAAUGGUGAUAUGGAUGGCCUCUUUUCAGAGUUCAGCGAUAACAGCUACGCCGUAAAGUCGGAUCUCAGAAUAUUGGGGCAUUCUGGGAUUCGAAUUGAUGCAGUGAGUAAGGACAGGCAUGAAGAAUUACCAGGAGUAGUGCCUCCUGGGCUUUCUCUUAGUGGUUUGAAUUCAAAAGCAAGCAAAGUGGAGGUACCUUCUAGUGCUGCUACAAGUAGUUCCCUGCAGCAGGCAUUUAGGAAGCAAAGAAGGUGCUGGUCGGCGGAGUUGCAUAAAAGAUUUGUUAGUGUCUUGCAUCAGCUUGGCGGUCCACAAGUUGCUACUCCUAAGCAGAUUAGAGAGCUUAUGCAAGUGGAAGGUCUAACCAAUGAUGAAGUGAAGAGUCAUUUGCAAAAAUAUCGGCUCCAUAUACGAAGAAUUCCAAGGAGGCAUUUCUCAUCCGAGAAUAAAUCCAUUGUAAUGCUGGGUGACUUGGGUCAUGAUAAUAAUAAAAUGUUUAUGCGCAUUGACCAGAUUGGUGAAUCCUCCAAGCAGAGCUGUUCUCAGUCUGGUUCUCCUCAGGGUACCCUUCUGUUAGGGGAAAGCUCUCGAGGGACAUCCAUGAGUGGAAGCGAUAGCAUGGAAGAUGACAAAUCUGAGUGAGAUAUUUAAAUACUUUUUUAUCCCUAAAUGAUGAAUGUAUAGAUGUCCGGCAUGAAUUUUGAAGAGAGAAUAAUGUAUCUAUGGCGGAUUGUUCACAAUAUACAUAUUUAAAAGUUGAAGUUAUUACUAAAAGUACAACAAGGAAAUGAGAGGGUGCUGAGAAUUUUUGGAGGAUUAGUUUUUUGUUUUGCUUUUUGUUGCUUCAUGUGUAUGUUCAGUCAGCCCUGAUAUUGGUGUUCUUGUGCUGUUAUUUUUUUAGUUUGA
Cuscuta europaea is the source of this 1544-nucleotide messenger RNA. The record is from the annotation of a GenBank genome assembly. Lineage: Eukaryota; Viridiplantae; Streptophyta; Magnoliopsida; Solanales; Convolvulaceae.